ACCCACAUGAAGACAGAACACGGUCAUUUGCUAGCUCUGACCAAGGCAUUCAGCCCCGUCCCAAGUUCCUUGCUUUAAAGCAUCAGCAGAAAGUACCGUGGGCUAGUACUCUCUCAUUAUGCUGGCGUAGUAUGAGCAUACGAGCAAACAUGGAUAUUACAGAGAUAAUUUCUUCCACUAUUCCAGUGUCGUCCGUCCGUGUUUUGGUUCCGCCUGUUAGGUUGGUAUCUGCAGCACUAUGGCAAGUCGUUGAGAGGGGUAAUGUCCAAGACUACGGAGUGCUGGACACGUUUGUUACCGAGGUGUUAGCGGUCAUCCCGGAUCUGAUGAGCUACCGAGAUACGGUCCAACUCCUCAUGGGGCUGCGAGCGCGGCUGGUUCUGGAGCUGUGCCUUUCUGACCUGCUCGACUCGGAGACCAUCCAGCAGCAACUAGACAGGAUAAGGACCUGCAGCGCCAUCCACAUGGGACAGGAGAUCUCUGAUAAAGACGUGGAAACAUCAGUGUCACACUUUCUGAAGCUGAUUGAAACCCUGCUGGAACAGCCAGCCCAGAGAGAACACUACUUCCAGAACAUGUUUCCAGAGGAGUUUGGCCCCAAGUAUGACUUUGCUCUUCAGACUCUGGUGUGGGAGUUUCUCUCCAGGUUGGACAAUCUUCUUCCUACUCCAACCCUUAAACAGGUGUCAUCGUUUCUCAGCUCUGCCCCCUCUGUCCUGGAGGAGUUGCAGCAGUCUGGGUGUUACCUGAAGCCCUUGAGCACCCUUCUUCUGAACCAUAACAAUACAGGUGGACAUUCCUACACCAACGGUAGGAGAUCCAGCAAGUCUGCUUCAAGUCUACACCUGUCAGGUAAUGUACCUGAAGACAACUACAUCCUCUGUACGCUCUCUGAGUCCUGCCUAGAGACGCUUGACAACUUGGGUGUCCAUGACGACUCAGAGGUCCAAUCAGAGGCUGAGGAGGGAUGUCCUGGUGUUCAAAGUCCAGUCUUGUCUUGCAUCCAGUCAGCUAUACCUUUGUGGUCAGAAUCCAGUCACACAGAAGCUCAGAGGAUAAGUGCUGAUCAAGCAAUGGGCGUCCAAACUGGACCUUCUAGUCCAGAGGAGGAACCAGAGGACAACUUUGAGAGGGAGGAGGAGGAUGGCACAGCAGUUGAACUGCAGACUGCAAAGGAUGAAGAAACAGAUUUGGCUUGUAACACUCUUCUUAGUGACAGAAACCUGGAAACUAGAGAAGAAACUACCAGAACCAAAGGAAUGGUGAUGGACGAGUCUUCAACAGUUAUUUCCUGUCUGCUCCAUCAACCACAGGUUGUUCUAUACAGGAUGGAAGUCACUGAUGAGCUGUUGUCUGGGCUGGAGUCCACCUUAACAGCACAACAACCAGACAGGAGGAAGAAGAAGAGGGCGAGGGUGGGGGAGGAGGGACAUCCACAGCGGAUGAGACGAAAGGUUGUUUCUCGCAAGAGUGACUUCUGUAGGAUGUCACCGACAUCUCGGUCUGAGGAUCCCGGCAAAGCUGUGGCCAAAGAGCAAGGAGGAGGGCUGUCCCCUCUCCGCACAGGUCAGGAUUCUCCCUCUGUUGAUGCGUUGCAUGCUGGGAAGCGUGUGAAAACGUGCUCCCAGUGUGGGAAGAGUUUUUCCAAUGCAAAGGACUUUACCAGACACAUGAUCGUUCAUGCUGAGCAGAUUCCCCACUUCUGCACAGGGUGUGGGGAAGAAUUUGAUGAUUCUGAGAGUUUGGAGGAACACCAGGAGGACUGUCACGUGUCCAGUCACAACAAUGAUUCAGAUUGGGAGCAGGAUGACAAGUCUGUGUCGUCUUUAUCGUCCGUAGAGAUCGAGUCAGAACCAGGGACUCUACCUCAGCAGAAAACCUCCACUAGCCGUGGAGGGCAGAAGAACAAACGACCCUGCCCCAUUUGCAACAAGAAGCUCCACCGUAACUCAAUAACUCAACACAUACGCAACCAUGGUGAGCCAUUGGCAAGAGAGGUUCCACAUCGUUGCGAUGGCUGCGGCUUGAGGUGUUACGUUAAAUCCGAUUAUGAGAAACACACUGAAAUGUGUCUGAAGAGGAUUUAUUUGUGCUGUGAUUGUGGGAAGAGAUUUGAUCCUGCUCCUCCAAGCUCAGAGUGUCCUGGGGAAACGUCUGGCCCGGACACCAGAGAGGCAUCCUGUAUGAACGAAACUGGGGUACAGCAGGUCAACAGCACCACACACUCGACAUCAGCUGCCUCCACCACUCUCCACAGUCAGGGACAACCCUUCAGAGUGGUACCUAAAAGAUCCCACAGAACCUGCCUUUUGUGUAACGAGACCUUCAAAGACACCCACACCAUGGCAGAGCACCUGAAACUGGAGCAUAACAUAAACCCUCACUCGUGUCCUUGUGGGCAAACAUUGACCUCUUUUGAUGAAAUGAAGGAACACAGUCUCAACUGUAUGUCCUGGACAAGGUGCCCUUCCUGCAGAAAAGGCUACGUUCAAUCUACCCAGCUUUCAGAGAGCCAGAGUGUGGAGACAAUCCUCGUUGGUCAGCAGAGCGACCUUCAGUCAACUUCUGUAGAAGACCUCAUGGAGAGCCAGUUGCGUGGCUGCAGUGGUGAGGCCUCUGAGGACGGGCAUGGACCAGACACACGUGUGGGGGGGAAGUCUCCCAGCCGGCAGCAAGACUGUGGGGAAGAGAUCCACCAGAACCUGCAGCCGGGCCAGAAGGACCUAGCGCACAGUAGCCAGGGCUCGGCCCCGAGCCAGAGUGACACAGAGUCUCCUCAGCCACACAGAAGCACCGCCUCCCCCCAGAACCAAACCUCCGUCCGGGGUCCACCCCCCGGUGUGAUCGUGGACAACCGGACGUGUUCUGUGUGCUUCAAGAGGUUUUUCAAUAAAUCGAGCCGGGAUCAGCACAUGAGGAGACAUGUAAAAGGACCUUUCAGCUGCAGCAUCUGUUCCCACAGCUUCGGGUGCAAGAAGGAUCUUGUCAGACAUCAGGCCAAGGUAGUAAACUGUGGGCCCACGCGCCGUAAUCGUACCAUGUUGGACAGAGAGCCGGCAGGAGAAAUCGCGAGCUUCAAGUGUUCCCAUUGUAAUGCUGUGUUCAUGACGGGGAAGAAACUUCAAGUCCACAUGUUGUAUCACACAGGAGACGGCUUCCCCUGUAAGUACUGUGGCAAGGUGUUCAAUACCAACAAAAGCUUGAGGAAUCAUAUAAAAACGCAUUUUGAUAGGUCACACCUCUGUGACACCUGUGGUAAAGGUUUUGCAACAGCAUAUGCUUUGAAAACUCACCUGCUCAGCCACGAUGAUGCUAGGCCCCACCUUUGCACAGAGUGUGGCAAAAGUUACAAACAAAAGUCAUUCCUGGAAUGUCACAUUCGUUUUGUGCAUCAAGCAGAGCGGCCAUAUCCUUGCAACAUCUGCCAGGUACGCUUGUCCACCCUGGCAUCGCUAGAUAGACACUUACAAACUCACAGCAAGGAGACCUUCAGUUGUGUAGAUUGUGGGAAGAGUUCAAAACGGAAGGCAUUCUUGACAAAACACGUUUGUGUAGUCGACCCCCGCUUUUGAUGUCCCUAGAGAACUCUUUGCUGAAGUUGGGUGGAGAAUGUUUGGUACCAGUGAAAAUAAAUCAUGAACAUCA
Hypomesus transpacificus is the source of this 3645-nucleotide messenger RNA. RefSeq names its product zinc finger protein 23-like. Gene Ontology annotation, biological process: regulation of transcription by RNA polymerase II; regulation of telomere maintenance via telomere lengthening; telomere capping. Gene Ontology annotation, cellular component: shelterin complex. Lineage: Eukaryota; Metazoa; Chordata; Actinopteri; Osmeriformes; Osmeridae. The transcript is spliced from 7 exons. Gene Ontology annotation, molecular function: RNA polymerase II cis-regulatory region sequence-specific DNA binding; telomeric repeat DNA binding; DNA-binding transcription factor activity. The coding region runs from base 132 to 3572 and encodes 1146 amino acids. The record is from RefSeq and is a predicted model, not a curated record.